AUGCCUUCCAACCCUCUCAAGAUCAAUGGCGAGAGGCUAAACAGCACACUACAAGAAACAUGCACUUCAUACGGCGCUCUCCCCGCGCCAUCGACAGGCAUGUGCCGCCUAACCUUAACCCCCUCCGACAAAGCGGCUCGAGACUGGCUAGUCCGCGAAUGCAAAAAUCUGGGAUGUGAGAUCAAAAUCGAUCAAAUGGGAAACAUAUUCGCCAUACGCCCAGGUACCGCUACAGAUAAAGCGCCAAUUGGCAUGGGCAGUCACAUGGACACACAACCAGCAGGCGGGAGAUACGAUGGCAUCCUCGGGGUUCAAUCAGCCCUAGAAGUCCUCCGCACGCUCCAUGAAAACGACAUCCAAACUCAUCAUCCCAUUGCCCUGAUAAACUGGACAAACGAAGAAGGCGCGCGGUUUCCCGGCGCAAUGAUGGCAUCUGGUGUUUGGAGCACGCAUAGUAGCACGGAUCUAUCUGCAUGCCAUGCUCUCAACGAUACCGACAAAAUAUCCAUGGCAACUGCUUUACAAGAAACCGGAUACCUUGGUCCAACGCCGUGCGACUACCGCGAAAACAACCUGUCCGCGCAUUUCGAACUACACAUCGAGCAAGGCCCCAUCCUCGAGCGCGAACGGAAAGAAGUAGGCAUCGUGACAAGUGUACAAGGAAUGAAGUGGUUCGCCAUCCGCGUCACGGGCCGAGAAGGGCAUUCGGGAACGACUCCCAUGGCAGGAAGAGCAGAUGCUUUAGUCACGGCUGCGCGUCUCAUCACUGCUGUACGCGAUACGGCGAUGGAGACCGGCCUGGGUGUAGCUACUGUGGGUGUUAUCAACAGUGAUACAAGUUCGCAGGCUACUAUACCCGCUGGCGUGGGGUUCGUCGUAGAUGUCAGAUGCGAUACUGAUGACCUCGUCGAUCAACUGUCUGAGAAGAUGUUACGGGCAUUCGAUCAAGUCAUCAAGGAAGAAGACAAUGCGACCGCGUAUGCUGUGGAGCGUACAUGGGGACUGCCCGAAUCGAAGUUUCACCCAGAUUGUAUUGACGCUGUGAAGACGGCGGCGGUGGGGUUAGUGGGCGAAGAUCAGAUCAUGCAGAUGAAGAGCAGAGCAGGGCAUGACAGCGCGUGGACGAGCAGAGUGUGUCCGACGAGUAUGAUCUUCGUGCCCAGCAAAGGGGGGAUAAGUCAUAAUCCGGAGGAGUAUACGAGUCCCGAGCAUUGCGCGUUGGGAGCACAGGUUUUGCUUGACGCGGUGCUGGGGUAUGAUGGGAAGUUUAGAGAUGGGAAGUUUGGAGGCUAA
Alternaria rosae is the source of this 1293-nucleotide messenger RNA. RefSeq lists its product as uncharacterized. The record is from RefSeq and is a predicted model, not a curated record. The coding region runs from base 1 to 1293 and encodes 430 amino acids. The transcript has 2 exons. Gene Ontology annotation, molecular function: hydrolase activity, acting on carbon-nitrogen (but not peptide) bonds, in linear amidines. Lineage: Eukaryota; Fungi; Ascomycota; Dothideomycetes; Pleosporales; Pleosporaceae.